UUGGGUGUCACAUCUCAUAUCUCACUUCUCUCUCGCUCAGUGAUGGAGUUUCCAGAAGGCUUUAACCAGCUUGACCUGCUGGAGUCUCAUGGCCACAUGAUUCCAGUGGGGACAAAGAGUGGCUGGGUGGACGAGGAGGAAGGAGAUGAUGAUGAAGAUGAAACCUGCCACACUGAGGAAUGGUAUCAGCAACAGGAGCUUAAAUUACAAGACACUCCAACUGAACUGAUAUUAUGGGCCGCUGAGAAGAAUAGAUUAGCAACAGUAGAACGUCUCCUCACAUUGGACCCAACACUCGCUAAUUGUCAUGACAGUGAUGGUUACACCCCUCUACACCGUGCUGCCUAUGGUGGCCAUGAGUCCGUGGUCUGUGCUCUUUUGAGUGCUGGAGCGAAUCUUCAUGCGAGAACGGCCGAUGAUUGGAUGCCGCUACACAGUGCCUGUCGCUGGGGUCACGCUGCUGUAGCUUCUUGUCUUUUGCAAUGGGGGGCAGAGGUCAAUGCCAUGACAAGGGGCCGACUCACACCACUACAACUGGUGGCGGGAAAUGCUGCUGCUGGAAAGACGAUUGAGCUGUUGCUUUCACAACGCACCCUACAGGCAGGACUGAAAAACAGUGCCGGAGAGACCGCGUAUGACAUCGCACAUCGCACAAGUGAACAUCACAGACUGUUUGAGAUGGCAGAGCCCUGUAAUAACAUAUAUUGACACAUAUGUGCACUACAUAUAUUGACAGACAUGUGCGCAAGUGUUUAAUUUCUGACAUAAAUAUGUGUCAUGA
Rhinichthys klamathensis goyatoka is the source of this 781-nucleotide messenger RNA. RefSeq names its product ankyrin repeat domain 49 (gene ankrd49). The coding region runs from base 43 to 708 and encodes 221 amino acids. Gene Ontology annotation, molecular function: protein binding. The transcript has 2 exons. NCBI's taxonomy places the organism in Eukaryota, Metazoa, Chordata, Actinopteri, Cypriniformes, Leuciscidae. The record is from RefSeq and is a predicted model, not a curated record.